This is a messenger RNA of Bursaphelenchus okinawaensis, 3011 nucleotides long. NCBI's taxonomy places the organism in Eukaryota, Metazoa, Nematoda, Chromadorea, Rhabditida, Aphelenchoididae. The record is from the annotation of a GenBank genome assembly.
AUGUCGUCGAUUCUCCGCACCUUAAGGCCAGUCACGAGCUCAGUCCGUCAGGCCUCGAAUAUUGCCGCGCCAGAGCCCGUUUGGGACAACCUGCCACAUUGUACCCAGGUAACCUUUGCUUUUGAUGAUUUUGUGAGAAAAAUGAUUUUGGUAUCGCUUUUUUAGCCAAAAAGUAAAGAAAUUUUAAAUUUUUGACUUUGAUCAAGUUUGCACAGUGCAAUUUGCUUAUUUUUGUCACUGCACGGUGCAAUUCUUAAAAAUUUUAAAAACUGCGCAGCUGCAAUUAAAAAAGUUCAUUCUAAUAAAAAUUGAAAAGAAUAGUCAUAAAUUAGUACAGCUUGAUAUAAAAGUAGGUAAUCAGCAAAAGAUCGCUUUGUACGAAGAUUGAAGGUCAUCAACACAUAAAUUUUCACUUUUUGUUAUCUUCUGAUUGCAAAAUGGUGUCAUCAACUGAUCUUUGGGCUUGCUAGUUUACUAAUAAUUCUAGAUUAGUAGAAAAUUGGCCUAGGUUAUACAAAAUUGGUCAAAAAGUUUUGGGAUUUGCUGCACUGUGCAAUUUUUUAGAAAAUUUAUGAUCGCACCGUGCAGUGACAAAAAAUAAUUUAAUUGCACCGUGCAACUUAUGUUUUUGAACAUUUUAGACUAAACUAAUAUUACAAAAGUAUUGAAGUCAUUUUUAGUUCGAUAAGAACUGACUUUGACUUAAUUGAAGCCCAAAAAACCAAAAACUUUAAAAAAGUUUGUAAUAGAUCAUAAGUCAAUACAAAUUGGAGACACUUUAGCGGUUAACUUGUUUACAAAUUUCCUGAUUGUUCGACUUGAAUUUCUUUCCUUGAAGACGAUCUUUGACUAAAUUUCCAGUCGAAAAAUCAAUUGAAAUGUAAAGGGCAAUGUUAGAGCACGUUUGAAUCACGUUUUUGUUAAAAUAACAGACGUCAAUUGAGAUUGUCUGCUAAUUCUCUAGAAUAACAAAGGUUAAUUGAACGAAAAUUGGAUAAACUGUUGUUUUGGCUACUGGGAAUUGGCUGGAAUUACUUUAAAUUACAUUAACAUUAAUCGAUAUUAGCUUUUGCUUAUGCUGUAGAUAGAUUUAUGACGUUUUUGGGAGAACAAUGAAUUAUGAGCGCGUUUUAAAGUUUUUUGGUUAAAAAAUUUAAUCUUAAUAUUGGAAAUGUAAAACAAACCAAUUUUAAUACCUAAAAUUAAAAAAAACUAAAACUUUGAUCGUUCCAGAUCUUCAUCAACAAUGAAUGGCGAAACUCGAAGAGUGGCAAGACUUUUGCCACUAUCAACCCAGCCACAGGCGAAAAGAUUGCUGAUGUGCAAGAAGGAGACAAGGCAGAUAUUGAUGAUGCCGUGAAGGCGGCCAGAGACGCCUUCAAGCUCGGAUCACCAUGGAGAACGAUGGAUGCUUCCGACCGUGGCCUUCUCCUUCAUCGUUUGGCUGAUCUCAUGGAAAGAGAUGCUUCUUACUUGGCUGUAAGUUUUGUUUUUGACAUUGGUUUUGUUGUUUUUAGGUAUUGAAGGUUUGUAAGGUCAUAAAUUGUAUGAAUAUGUGGUUUUAGGCGAUCUUAAAUGGUUUUUUUUAUUACAAUGUUCAAAAACGAAGAUUUCAAAACAUGGUCAAUAUUUUCAUUAUAACUAUAACCUUUUCAGAGUUUGGAAACCCUGGACAAUGGCAAACCAUACACAAUGUCCCUCCUCGGCGACCUUCAACUCGCCAUCAACUGUUAUCGCUACUAUUCUGGAUGGGCCGACAAAAUCGAAGGCAAAACCAUCCCCGUCCGCGGCAAAUACUUCACUUACACCCAACACCACCCAGUCGGAGUCGUCGGCCAAAUCAUCCCAUGGAACUUCCCCCUCCUCAUGCAGGCCUGGAAACUUGGCCCAGCUCUGGCUGCCGGUAACACUAUUGUAAUGAAAGUAGCCGAACAAACCCCAUUGACCGCCUUGUAUGUAGCCAAAUUGGCCGCUGAAGCUGGAUUCCCAGCUGGAGUGUUGAACGUUGUCCCAGGAUAUGGCCACACAGCUGGAGCUGCGUUGUCAGUACAUCCAGAUGUUGAUAAGGUUGCUUUCACUGGUUCGACUGCUGUCGGGCAAAAAAUCAUGAUUGCUGCUGCUCAGAGUAACCUGAAAAAGUAAGUUUUGGUCAGUAAAACUUGUGGUAAUGCUCUGUUAUUGUAGAUUUUUAAGUUUUGGGGCCUUAAAAUUGACAUUUGUGGUUAAUAUUUUGCCUUUUUCGAAUUUUUAAAUUAAAGUUAUGACAAAAUUUCCAUUUAUUACCUGUUAUCUUUUCUAGUGUAACCUUGGAACUCGGAGGCAAAAGUCCAAACAUUGUCUUCGCCGACGCCGACCUAGACGAAGCCGUCCGUCAGUCCGCUCACGGUGUCUUCUUCAACCAAGGCCAAACGUGCUGUGCCGGUACUAGGACGUUUGUCGAACGCAAAAUCUACAACGAAUUCGUGGAACGAUCAAAGGUUUUGGCCGAAAGCCGCAAAGUCGGAGAUCCAUUCGAUUUGAGCACGGAACAAGGACCUCAAGUUGACGACAACCAACUCAACACCAUCCUCAGGUAUAUUGAUCACGGAAAGAACGAAGGAGCCAAACUCGUAGCCGGAGGCAAGCGCUUCGGCGACAAGGGUUACUUUGUGAGCCCCACUGUCUUUGCCGACGUCAACAACAACAUGAAGAUCGCCAGAGAGGAGAUCUUCGGCCCCGUCAUGUCCAUCAUCCCCUUCGACUGCGACAAGGACCUCGUAGCACAGGCCAACGACUCCAUGUACGGAUUGGCCGCUGGUAUCGUAACCAAAGAUCUCGACCGUGCUCUCCAGUUCGCCAACAACUUGCACGCCGGUACCGUCUGGAUUAACUGCUACAACGUGUUCGAUGCCGCAGCUCCAUUCGGUGGCUUCAAAAUGAGCGGAAUUGGCCGCGAAUUGGGAGAAUACGCCUUGGACAACUACACCGAGCCAAAGAGUGUCACGAUUGCUGUACCGGAAAAGAACUCAUAG